Molecule: messenger RNA, 2230 nt
Organism: Salvia hispanica
Lineage: Eukaryota; Viridiplantae; Streptophyta; Magnoliopsida; Lamiales; Lamiaceae
Product: zinc finger protein GAI-ASSOCIATED FACTOR 1-like
Cellular component (GO): nucleus
Molecular function (GO): DNA-binding transcription factor activity
Source: RefSeq, a predicted model, not a curated record
AUAAUUUUUUUGAAGACCCAAAAAAGAAGACUUGUUCUCUCUCUCUCUCAGCCGCCGACUCAAAAAAGCCACCGCCCUUCCACCUCGCCGGCAGCUCUGAACCGCAGAGUUCAUCUGAAAAGGUGCAACAAAUUAAGCUCUGUGUACAACCUCCCCCACUCCACUCCUUCAUUUCAACACAGUAGCCGCCAAUCUCUGUAACUUUUCCCAUUCCAACCUCUAUAAUUUUGGUCAAAUCUCAACACCCACCUGAUUUCCUCCGUUUUUAUCCACACCCCAUUUCCGCAAACUCGUAAAUUUUACUUCUUUACCGCUCUAUUUUGCCGCCAUUUUACCGGAGUUUGCAAAAUCGCCGCCGCCGCCUUUUUUAGGGCACGCAUUUUUUCCGGUUUCUGAAUCAAUUUCGUUAGAUAAAAUUAGUAAGGGCUCAAAUAGAAGAUAAAAAAUGAAUGACUCCACCGCCUCCGGCGAUGAUUCUUCCGGAAAUCAUGCAGCGCCGCCGCAGAAAGCAAUUGCGAAAAAGAAGCGGAAUCUCCCCGGCAUGCCCGAUCCUGACGCGGAGGUGAUCGCUUUAUCACCGAAGACGUUAAUGGCGACGAACAGAUUCGUCUGCGAGGUAUGCAAAAAGGGGUUUCAGCGCGAUCAGAAUCUGCAGCUGCACCGGCGUGGCCACAAUCUGCCAUGGAAGCUGCGGCAGAGAUCAAGCAAGGAUGUGAAGAAGCGCGUCUACGUCUGCCCCGAGCCGAGCUGCGUCCACCACGAGCCGUCUCGGGCGCUCGGGGAUCUCACCGGGAUCAAGAAGCAUUUCUGCCGGAAGCACGGCGAGAAGAAGUGGAAAUGCGACAAAUGCUCCAAGAAAUACGCGGUUCAAUCCGAUUGGAAGGCGCAUUCGAAGAUUUGUGGAACGAAGGAGUACAAAUGCGACUGUGGGACUCUGUUCAACAGGAAGGAUAGCUUUAUCACACACAGGGCAUUUUGUGAUGCUUUAGCAGAGGAAACAUCGAAGCCAGCCUCUGUUUCACCGCCAUCGCCACCUUCACCGGCCUCAUCGCCUCCACCACCGUUGCCAUUGCCAUCGGAGCAUGAAGAUUCUACUCAAACUGAUGUGGUAUCUUUGGCCUUACCAGAUAACAACAAUCAUGUUACGGAGAUGCUGGAAAGUGCAAAACCUGAUUCGACCAAUGGCCGGAUGUUGGAGGAGACACCCGCGAUGACAAACUUGACGGGUGGCUCUAGCAGUAAUGGAAGCUCUAGUAGUAAUGUCUUUGCCACUCUGUUUGCUUCAUCCACAUCUUCUGGAAGCUUCCAAUCUCAAACAGCCGGCUUCUCAAAUAUAUUCCGUUCAAUUGCUUGUCCUGACCCUACGCCUGCUAUUGCCCCGUCUUCAUCUUCAGAGCCAGUAGCUCUCGGCCUUGCAGUGAAUCAAGGGUCGUCAAUUUUCGGAACAGCCGGGCAGGACCAUAUGCAGUAUCCUCCAGCAGCACCACCGCCAUCUCUCUCAGCAACGGCAUUGCUACAAAAGGCCGCUCAGAUGGGCGCUGCAGCAUCAAACACGUCGUUACUGAGGGGUCUCGGAAUUGCAUCCUCGUCCUCGUCUCCUAGUGUUUCUCACGACGGGCCAUCAUUAGCUGGUCUCGGGCUGGCCUGUGAUAGUGGCUCUGGUCUCAAGGAACUAAUGUUGGGAACUCCUUCAAUUUUUGGGCCUAAGCAUACUACCCUAGACCUUCUUGGCUUGGGGAUGGCCGCCACUGGCGGCUCCACUAGCGGACUAUCAGUUCUGAUGAACGGUGGUCUCGACGUUGGUAGAGACUUCAGUGGCCAAGAUAUAAGAUGAAGCUCAACAAACAAUGCUGUUGAUUGUAGUGAAAAAUCCUGAGUUUUAAAGUUUUGGAUGAGAUGCAACCAUUUUGCAUUUCAUUGGCCUAAGGCCUUUGAUGAAAAGAGAAUUACUGUUAGUAUUUGUGUUUUUCUUUUUCCAGUUUCAAAUCGAAGGUGGAGUAGGCGGCCACCAUACUUCGUCUCAUCGGGUGAUCAUACGUCCAGGUACGAGCUCGGGUUCGAUAUGAGAUAUGAACCAAUUAUGAGUCUAGGUAUUAAACUCACAUGCUACAACGCUUUGUGUAUAUAUUUUGUCACAUUAAAUUAGUUAGAUAAACAUAUGUAAUAAUGAUUGUAGCUUGUGUUUGUGGAUUCCCUUUUUAUGUUUGGCUGAAAAAAUCUUGUUUAUUAA